Messenger RNA from Poecilia reticulata (guppy), 764 nucleotides. The record is from RefSeq and is a predicted model, not a curated record. NCBI's taxonomy places the organism in Eukaryota, Metazoa, Chordata, Actinopteri, Cyprinodontiformes, Poeciliidae.
GCCACAUCAGAUCUGUAGCAUCUGCCAGCACAGUUGAAGCUAUGGUGUCAAUGAGAGUUACAGUGAUGGCAGUGACACUUGUUGCUCUUUGUGUCCUGGCUACAAACAYGCAUGCAGCUUAUAUUUAUUGCUGUAGAAGAUACAUCCCAUUUAAAAUCCCUUUUUUAGAGAUCAAGGGCUUUUCACUGCAGAGAAGUAGCGAAUUGUGUCCGACCAGAGCCAUCAUUUUCCACACAAAGAAAGGCAAAAGAUGUGCUGACCCUUGUUUGAAAUGGGUGAUGGACUACGUCAGCCAAAUAGAAAAUAUGGCAAAGAAGAUAUCGAUCCGAAGUCGCAGACAUGCCCCAGACUACUUCAACCGUGGAGGAUCUUGCAGUUCUGUUGCACCAAAAGAUCAUCAGAAGCCAAAGCCCCGGCCAAAGCAGAGCCUUACCGUGGCGCCGAACAAAAUCAUCACAGAUGGGCCCCCGCCUGUGAAAUUGUGUAAAUGGUAGAAAACGUAUCAACAUGUACCUUUAUCAACACAUAACUGAUAAUGCAUUAUGUUAUUUCUAUUUCAUUCCAUGUUUUUUUUUCAUUCUAUCAACUAUACUCUGUUUUCUUUAUGUAGCUUUCUGCUCAGAAAAGCUUCURGAUUAUUUUCCUGUUGUAGAAUAUUAACAUUCACACAAAUGCCAAAAUCUAUGAGUUUAUAAACUGUCAUUGUACACUGUUUGUUAUAAUAAUUUUAAUUAAGUUGUAUACAAAUACAAUCAAAUAAAAAU